AUGUUCCCCCGCCCCCGUUCUCCCCAGGACCACAACCAGACACACCUCCUCGAUGACCCCCCUCUGCGGCCCAUCCCGAACUCCAUCCGCACCACUUCAACCCGGGCCUCGGCCAGCCUGAAGACUUGCAAGUUUGUCGGCGAGCUCGGCACCUCGGUGGCCACCGGCUCCUCCGACGGGACCAUCGGCCUUUGGCACACGGACACCCUCCGACCCAUUGCCCAGCUAACCGGCCACACUUCGCGUGUGUGGGACCUCUGCUCGACGCGCGACGGCGUGGCCCUGGCCUCAUGCUCCAGCGACGGCACGGUCAAGACCUAA
Molecule: messenger RNA, 321 nt
Organism: Fonticula alba
Lineage: Eukaryota; Rotosphaerida; Fonticulaceae
Exons: 3
Coding region: 1-321 (106 amino acids)
Molecular function (GO): protein binding
Source: RefSeq, a predicted model, not a curated record